Messenger RNA from Effrenium voratum, 1374 nucleotides. The record is from the annotation of a GenBank genome assembly. NCBI's taxonomy places the organism in Eukaryota, Dinophyceae, Suessiales, Symbiodiniaceae.
AUGAGUGGAACCAGUGUGUCUCCCACAGAGUCGUCCAUUCUUUGGACAAGGAGCCCCAAGUAUCCUUCCUCAGAAGGUGUUGGCCGCUUACGUUGCAAGCCUUCCGGCCAAGCUUGGGAAUCCUGCAGGCUGCGCUUCGCCAGCCAGCAGCUGUGGCAAGGCCUCCGCAUUCAAACUGCGGAUGCUGUGGCGCAGGGGCGGGUGUCAGCAGCCAACAACUCCUUUGGAUGGGCAGAAGAUGUGAAGCCGUCCUGUUGCAGCCAAUGCAGGGCAGAAGGGAUGGUGAAGCUUCGAGGGCCCAAGUGCAGAUGUGGCAGAGCCGAGCCAGUGUUCGGGAUGCUGGGUGACGCGAGGCCCACUUGUUGCAGCAAGUGUAAGGCCGACGGCAUGGUGGAUAUCAAAAAUCGGAAAUGCCAAUGCGGAAAAGCCCAGCCGUAUUUUGGUUUUCCAAACGAUGCUCGUGCCACCUGCUGCAGCAAGUGCAAGCAGGAAGGUAUGGUGGACAUCAGAAACCGAAAAUGCGAGUGUGGCGCAGCGCUGCCAUAUUUUGGCUAUGCUAGUGAUGCCCGUGCCACCUGCUGCAGCAAGUGCAAGCAUGAUGGCAUGGUGGACGUCAAGAAUCUACGGUGCAACUGCGGUAAAGCCCGGCCUUCUUUUGGCUUUACCGACGAUGUGCGCCCUACUUGCUGCAAGCAGUGCAUGGCGGCUGGAAUGGUGAACAUCAGAAGUCCCAAAUGCAAAGUGUGCAAGAAGCAGGCGCACUAUCCCGAUGAAGCUGGCCGGCCAAAGCAACUUUGCGCGGUUCAUUCAGCUGAAGUGGGAGCGCAUGUGCUGUCCUCGCCUCGUCGAUCCCGGAUGGCCAGUGAGUGCUUUGAUGCUUUGGAGGCCGAGUGGGGCCACAAGCUGCCCUUCCGCUACAGAUUCGACAUCAAGACGGGCACUUGGUCAGGUGAAGAGUUUGCAGGGCUGGUGCCAAGGCGCAACCUGCAGCCAGACGCCUACGACCCAGAGGCCCGCAAAGUGGUCGAGUUUCUGGGGAAUUACUUCCACGGAUUCCCCCCGGAGCAUCCACAGCACGACAGCUUUGUGUGCGUGGGUGGCCGACCUGCGGCUGAGCUGCACGCAGAAACCAUGGCACGCCUGGACUUGUUCCUGGCAGAGGGCUUGGAGGUGGUCUACAUGUGGGAGUAUGAUUUCGUCCAGUGGCAGAGGGAAGUCGCCGUGGGCGCGGCCCCUUCCCUUGCCGGGCAGUUGAUCCAGCAUGGCGCUGCCGCUGACAAAAAUGUGGUCGCGGCCGAUCAGACGUGUUGGCGAACGCUUGCUUGGAGGACUCAGGUGCCGGUGGCCGGCUGUUUGUGCACAUGGUAUUGUUGA